GGUCCAACGAUUGAUCCUUGUGGAAAAUAAAGGAAAUGGUGCAAGAGCAUGCAGAGGAACUGUAACUAGAUGUUAGGAAGUUUCAUACAAAGAGAAACAUGGAGCAGUGAGUAAUUCUGAAUCUACUGGUCAGAUAUUUGAUCAAAUAUGAAGGCAACACUCUCAAGAAAUCUAUUUGUUCAAAGCAUUUUAUCCUGCAAAGCAGAGAAAACUAAUUAGUAUUGCAAAGACCUUCUCUGAGAGAGAACUGGCUAGGGACAGAAUGGAUGGGAUAGCUUUCGUAAAUUCUGGAAAUUUUUCCACUUCCUUUAACGCUUCAGAGAGAAAUUUUACCUUUGGCCAUUAUGACCAGUGUUACUCUCCAACCUCCAUGAUAUUUGUGCUCGCACUGGUUUACAGUGCCGUCAUCAUCCUUGGAGUAUCAGGCAAUCUGCUCCUAAUCACCAUUGUGAUGAAACAAAAAGAAAUGCACAAUGUAACAAACAUUUUGAUUGUCAACCUAUCAGUCUCUGAUCUGCUCAUCAGUGUCAUGUGCCUGCCCUUCACAUUUGUCUACACUUUUAUGGACCAUUGGAUAUUUGGUGAGGCCAUGUGCAAGUUAAAUUCCAUGAUCCAAUGCAUCUCCAUCACAGUUUCCAUCUUCUCCUUGGUGCUGAUUGCAAUUGAGCGCCACCAAUUGAUUAUUAACCCUCGAGGUUGGAGACCCAAUAACAAGCAUGCCUACCUAAGCAUUGCCAUCAUGUGGACACUAGCACUGCUUACAUCUCUGCCCUUUCCACUUUUCCACAUUCUGACCGAUGACCAAUUCCAUUAUGACCUUAAAUACUCAAAAGAAUUUGCUGGAAAGUAUUUGUGCAUUGACCUGUGGCCAUCGGAAAAUCAAAGGCUGGUUUAUACUACAUGUCUCCUCGUAAUGCAGUACUUUGCCCCCCUCUGCUUUAUAUUCAUCUGCUACUUUAAAAUAUAUGUGCGCCUAAGGAGGAGAAACAACAUGAUGGAGAAGAUGAGAGAGAACAAAUACAGGGCAGAUGAAUACAGGAGAAUCAACAUUAUGCUUAUUUCCAUUGUGGUAGCAUUUGCAGUCUGCUGGCUGCCCCUCAAUAUCUUCAAUGCUGUUUUUGAUUGGAACUAUGAGGCUAUCAAUAAUUGCCAUCACAAUCUAGUUUUCUCCGUAUGUCAUCUGACAGCCAUGCUAUCAACCUGCACAAACCCCAUCUUCUAUGGAUUCCUCAAUAAAAAUUUUCAGAGGGACUUGCGUUCAAUUCUCCAUUACUGCAAAUGCAGCUCUAGAGAAGAGGACUAUGAGGCUAUUGCCAUGUCAACCGUGCAGACGGAAAUUUCCAAGAGUUCUCUGAAACAAGCAACACAAAUUGCUUGAGAUGAAAUGAUUCCAAAAUCUUGCUUCUGCAGAAUAAACAGCAACUGUUCCAUGUGGCCUCAGCAACCAAAUAUUAGUAAGGAUGAUUCA
This is a messenger RNA of Rhincodon typus (whale shark), 1468 nucleotides long. It is a transcript of the gene npy1r, whose product is annotated as neuropeptide Y receptor Y1. The record is from RefSeq and is a predicted model, not a curated record. Gene Ontology annotation, biological process: G protein-coupled receptor signaling pathway. Gene Ontology annotation, molecular function: neuropeptide Y receptor activity; neuropeptide binding. The coding region runs from base 263 to 1378 and encodes 371 amino acids. The transcript is spliced from 3 exons. Gene Ontology annotation, cellular component: plasma membrane; neuron projection. NCBI's taxonomy places the organism in Eukaryota, Metazoa, Chordata, Chondrichthyes, Orectolobiformes, Rhincodontidae.